This is a messenger RNA of Cucurbita maxima (winter squash), 2469 nucleotides long. Its product is annotated as pentatricopeptide repeat-containing protein At2g30780. Lineage: Eukaryota; Viridiplantae; Streptophyta; Magnoliopsida; Cucurbitales; Cucurbitaceae. Gene Ontology annotation, molecular function: mRNA binding; protein binding. Bases 563 to 2104 code for a protein of 513 amino acids. The record is from RefSeq and is a predicted model, not a curated record. The transcript is spliced from 3 exons.
AAUAAAAGAAAAAUGGGAAGAAAACCUAACUCUUCCUCACCUUCCCCCCUAUUCCUCAUGCCUCAGCCGCCUGAGAGGCGUUUUCCGACAUCUCCACUUACCGGCGGCGGACUCCGACCAGAGAACAUUGAGAAGGCGGCGAGUCACUGUUGAUCUUCGCUGUAGCUUAACUGAUUGGCGUCUCAGCGGCUCGCGAAUUGCAACGCACACUCGCGCAGACCACGAACGGCUCCUUGCUUGUUCAGACGGCGAAGCACAGAGACGGGGUGGCGCUACUCGAAUCUGAUCUUUGACAGACUCGUUCCGGCGGUUCCAGCAGCGUGUUCCGACGUCUUCGCAGCCCGCGAGCGGCGGUCCCCUUCGGCAGCCACCGAAUAGACCAUCGGCGCGCGUUUGGAUGCUGGAUGAAAGUAUGAUUUAACCUUAAAUCUUAAGCUUAUAUUUUCUGUAUGGUUAGGUUUAUGGAACAGUUUCCUGGUUGAUUCUCACUAAAAAGUGUGUUACUUAGAGGGGCCUCAGCCUGGAUUACUGCAAAUUCGUUCUCUGACGAAUCGAUCUAACGAUGAAGCAACUAUGGAAGUUCUCUGUUCGUCGUAGGAUCUUAGUAAAUCGCAACAUUUUUGCUCCAUUUUCCUUCUCACUCGCUAACAAUUCAAAUUAUGACAUGUUUCAUCAUGGCCUCCAUACUCAAUCCUGCUCUUCCUCGUCGCCUGUGCCCUCAAUCUCUUCGUUUUCGCUGCUUCCUAAUAUUAUUGAAUUAUUUUCCAACAAGCCUUCUGACCAAGACCUCUUGGUGAGAAGUAUUAUGCAAAGGAAGGUCACGGAGGUGAUGCAUGAACUGAUUCAGAACGCCGAGGAUUCUGAUAAGAUUGUGAAAGUAUUGGAAGACAAUGAAGGCUUCCUCUUACGGAGACAUGCUGACAGUUCUACUUUUGUCGAGUUGCUAAAGCAAUUGGGUUCACAGCCUCACUUGGCAUUGGAGGUGUUUAAUUGGAGAAGAAGGCAGGAAGGUUCCUUUCCUUUGACUGCUGAGGAAUAUGCUAAGAGUAUUACUGUUGCGGGUCGAUCAAAAAAUGUUGACCUUGCUGUUGAGUUGUUCACCAAGGCUUCUAAUAAGAGGGUCAAGACAACCUCUAUUUAUAAUGCAUUGAUGGGUGCUUACAUGUAUAAUGGCUUGGCUGACAAAUGCCACUCGUUGUUUCGAGAUCUUAAAACGGAUGCAAAUUGUGUUCCUACCAUUGUAACAUAUAACAUCCUACUAUCGGUAUUUGGUCGGUUGAUGUUAGUUGAUCACAUGGAGGCUACCUUGCGAGAAAUACAUGAUUUGGAUCUCUCCCCUAACGUGAGCACGUACAACCAUCUAAUAGCUGGGUAUGUUACUGCAUGGAUGUGGGAUAAAAUGGAGCAAACAUUUUUGAAGAUGAAGGCAAGUUCGGUAAAGCCAAACACGGACACUUUUUUGUUAAUGCUUCGUGGAUAUGCUCAUUCUGACAAUCUUGAAAAGAUGGAAGAGAUGCAUGAGUUGUUAAAGGAUCAUGUCGAUGAAAAGAAUUUCCCUCUUAUUAGAACUAUGAUAUGUGCAUACUGUAGGAGUACUAUAGCAGAUAAAGUGACAAAGAUUGAGGCUUUGUUGAAGCUUAUUCCGAAAGAAGAAUAUCGACCAUGGUUGAAUGUGUUAUUGAUAAAAGUCUAUGCUCAAGAAGAUUGGUUAGAGAGAAUGGAGAGUUCAAUAAAUGAGGCAUUUGAGCAUGGUACUUCGGUAAAUACUCUCCAUGUGAUGCGCUCCAUUAUAGCCAGUUAUUAUCGGUGUAAUGCAGUGGACAAGCUAACGAACUUUGUAAGUCGUGCUGAAUGUUCAGGUUGGAGAAUCUGUCGGUCUUUGUAUCAUUGUAAAAUGGUUAUGUUUGCAUCAGAAAAGCGUUUCGAAGAAAUGGAGUCUGUACUCGACGAAAUGAAAAAUAUGAACUUAGAUUGGACGAAAAAAACAUUUUGGAUAUUGUAUAAAGCCUACUCAUUAAGUGAUUGCAGGUACAAGGUUGACCAAGUGGCGUGUUAUAUGUGCAAGCUUGGGUAUGGGAUUCCCUCGGAUUUAUCUCUGUUUUGACGUUCUCGGAUCGAAAGAAUGAAAAUUGACUUAUCCAAUUGUUCUUAUUGGUUUUUCUCAUGAAUAAGUGCAGAACCCAGAUUUCUGAGAUAUCUUAGAAAUCGAGCAUUCGAAGUGGAAUAGAGAUUAUAUCGAGAUAAUCGAGCUGAUUGGACACGAGAUGUGAAAGAGAAUUUAAUUUAUGUCCUGAAGAGGCAGCAUUUGCCCGAAAUCUGUAAAGCAUAUGGCGCAAACCAUGGUUGAAGCAUGUGUGCACAUUUUUUUUUUCUCUCACUUAUGUUCUUUAACAAAUUGAGAUUUAAAUAUUUUCUUUUCUUAUAAAAUAAGAUAAUUACUAUUAUAGAACACUAUUAUUAAUGUAUUAA